UCCGGGUUUUGGGGGGUUCGGGUUCGGCUGUUUCUAUCCACAGGUUUAAAGCUCUUUGAACUAACCACAUGAUCCACGAACGGACCGGGGACACCCGGACCCGGACCUGGACCUGGAGCCGCGGACCCGAACCGAACCGCAACCAGAACCCGAGCAGCGGCUUACUGUCCCAGAUCCAGACCCGCAUCCGGACCGAGCCUUUCACCGAACAUUCCAGCAUCAGCCCCGGGACAGAGCUGGGCAGGUGGGCCGGAGAGUUCCAGAGGAGAGUAUCCGAGUAUUUAGACUCUCCUGAGAUCCUGAACUAUGAACUCAUCAGCACAGCCACAGACGUGGAGUGUGGGGGUUCUAACCUAUGUUCUGCUCACUGGGUUCUCUCCGUUCUUGGGUGAAGACAAACAGCAGACGUUCCUGAACAUUUCCAAACUCAACGUCAGCUUCGUGGAGGCGGAGCUUCAGCCUUCGGACGCUGUGGCCUUCAUCCAGAUGCUGCUGCUGCCAUGGCAACGGAAGAACGGCCCUGGGGAGCCCACCUGCCCUGGGAGUCCACCUGCCCUGGGGAGUCCACCUGCCCUGGGAGCCCACCUGCCCUGGGAGUCCACCUGCCCUGGGGAGCCCACCUGCCCUGGGAGUCCACCUGCCCUGGGGAGUCCACCUGCCCCGGGGAGCCCACCUGCCCCGGGGAGUCCACCUGCCCUGGGAGUCCACCUGCCCUGGGAGUCCACCUGCCCUGGGGAGCCCACCUGCCCUGGGGAGCCCACCUGCCCUGGGAGCCCACCUGCCCUGGGAGUCCACCUGCCCUGGGAGUCCACCUGCCCUGGGGAGCCCACCUGCCCUGGGAGUCCACCUGCCCUGGGGAGUCCACCUGCCCCGGGGAGCCCACCUGCCCCGGGGAGUCCACCUGCCCUGGGGAGCCCACCUGCCCCGGGGAGUCCACCUGCCCUGGGGAGCCCACCUGCCCUGGGAGUCCACCUGCCCUGGGAGUCCACCUGCCCUGGGGAGCCCACCUGCCCUGGGGAGCCCACCUGCCCUGGGAGCCCACCUGCCCUGGGAGUCCACCUGCCCUGGGAGUCCACCUGCCCUGGGGAGCCCACCUGCCCUGGGAGUCCACCUGCCCUCGGGAGUCCACCUGCCCCGGGGAGCCCACCUGCCCCGGGGAGUCCACCUGCCCCGGGGAGCCCACCUGCCCCGGGGAGUCCACCUGCCCUGGGGAGUCCACCUGCCCUGGGAGUCCACCUGCCCCGGGGAGUCCACCUGCCCCGGGGAGCCCACCUGCCCUGGGAGUCCACCUGCCCUGGGGAGCCCACCUGCCCUGGGAGUCCACCUGCCCUGGGAGUCCACCUGCCCUGGGGAGCCCACCUGCCCCGGGGAGUCCACCUGCCCCGGGGAGCCCACCUGCCCUGGGGAGCCCACCUGCCCUGGGAGUCCACCUGCCCUGGGGAGUCCACCUGCCCCGGGGAGCCCACCUGCCCCGGGGAGUCCACCUGCCCUGGGAGUCCACCUGCCCUGGGAGUCCACCUGCCCUGACAGAACUUCAGCUGGAUCCACCUGGGACGCUUGGGACAAGUGGAGGGUGGUGUGUCUGUGUGCUCUGUCGGUGGAGGACACCGAAGACAUCUACCUAUUUGGAUUUAUGACAGAGGGACACCUUC
Sphaeramia orbicularis (orbiculate cardinalfish) is the source of this 1652-nucleotide messenger RNA. RefSeq names its product splicing factor 3A subunit 2-like. The record is from RefSeq and is a predicted model, not a curated record. Gene Ontology annotation, cellular component: nucleus. Gene Ontology annotation, biological process: positive regulation of apoptotic process; intracellular signal transduction. The transcript has 4 exons. The coding region runs from base 307 to 1527 and encodes 406 amino acids. NCBI's taxonomy places the organism in Eukaryota, Metazoa, Chordata, Actinopteri, Kurtiformes, Apogonidae. Gene Ontology annotation, molecular function: protein serine/threonine kinase activity.